Sinocyclocheilus anshuiensis is the source of this 847-nucleotide messenger RNA. Its product is annotated as B-cell receptor CD22-like. Gene Ontology annotation, molecular function: sialic acid binding. Lineage: Eukaryota; Metazoa; Chordata; Actinopteri; Cypriniformes; Cyprinidae. The transcript is spliced from 5 exons. Gene Ontology annotation, cellular component: plasma membrane. The record is from RefSeq and is a predicted model, not a curated record. The coding region runs from base 47 to 847 and encodes 266 amino acids. Gene Ontology annotation, biological process: cell adhesion.
UGUAGCAUUUUAAUCACUGAAAGGCUGCUACAUUCGUAAAAAAAAAAUGAAGGCCCUUUAUUGGCAUCUAUGGUUUUAUGAAGAACCUUUAACACCUUUAAUUGGUACCUUUGAACUGAAUGUUUGUCAUUUUAUCAACAUUUUGUCUCAAUCAGAUCCUCCAUAUAAUGUAAACGUGCUCACUAAAUCCUCAGUGAAGGAGAAUGACUCUGUGGAACUGACCUGCUCCAGUAACAGCAAUCCUCCUGCAAACAGCUACCAGUGGUUCAGCUCAAAUGGGAAGAGGUUAGCAGAGAACCCCACUUACAAACUGGAGAAAGUGUCUCGACAUACGGAGGCCAUUUCCUGUACAGCCAUUAACACAGAGGGAAAAAACUGUUCUGGUCCACAGAAACUUAAUAUAUUAUAUCCUCCUGAGAUUAAAAGUGAAUCUUCUUGCCAGUCUAAGAUUUUGACGGCGUGUGUCUGUAUUGUGGACUCCAACCCUCCCAGUGAAGUCAAGUGUUUUGGUCCAGAUUCCUCGAAAGCCUUCUCCAGCACCAGCAUUAAACAAAAUGAGUCUCUUACCAUAUUCACCUUACAGGGUUGGCUGGGUUUCCCUGAGACUAUCCAGUGUUUUGCCAAUAACAGUCUGGGGAGCUCUUCCAUAACUUUGGAAGCACCUCAAAAUGGCAUAAUAAUAUACAUUGCUGUUGCAUCAGCUGUUGUAGUUGUUUUAGCCUGCAUUUUAGUGUAUGUUGUGGCAAGACGCUGUGGGAAGAGAGCUGCACAACUACAUGUAAUAAAGAAUGAGCAGAAUGAAAUGAAGAUAACCCAAAACAAGUCUGAUUUAGAAAAGAUAAUGUGA